UUUUAGGUUAGUGCAGAAAGUUGUUCGUAUUGAAGUUUACCUACAUCUUUUGACCACUGGCAUGGAAAACUAGACAGAUACCGUGCUCACUUGUUACAAAACAGGAACACCAUUGGACACUUAACGUAGUCUUUCUUCGACGAUUUAUGCAUACGAGUGUGGAGUCUUGGUGUCAAUGAAACAUGUCACUCGAGGUGUAUGAGCGACACUAUGGUUCCCUAACUUCUGAUAUCAGCAAUGAGUCGGUGGUUAGUGGGAAAUCGGCGACUGCAGUAUUGAGUGGUGAGGAGGAGAAAUUGCAUUACAUCCCUAUCAGGAUCUUGGGAAAGGGAGCGUUCGGUGAGGCAACCUUGUACAGACGAACUGAGGAUAACUCUCUGGUGGUUUGGAAGGAAGUAGAUCUUAACAACCUCUCGGACAAGAAGCGACGAGAUGUCAUGAAUGAGAUAAGCAUCCUCUCCAUCCUGCAUCAUAACAAUAUCAUUGCUUAUUUCAAUCACUUCAUCGACAAGAACACACUGCUUAUCGAGCUGGAGUAUUGUAAUGGCGGAAAUCUGUAUGACAAAAUCAUUCAGCAGAAGGGACAGCGUUUCACUGAGGAGGUUGUCAUCUGGUAUCUUUACCAAAUUGCUUCAGCAGUGGCCAAUAUCCAUAAAGCUGGCAUCCUGCACAGAGAUAUCAAAACACUAAAUAUCUUCCUCACCAAGACCAACCUCAUUAAGUUGGGUGAUUAUGGAUUGGCCAAGAAAUUAGACUCUGUGGAUUCCAUGGCUGAAACGUGUGUAGGAACACCAUACUACAUGUCCCCUGAGCUUUGCCAAGGGGUUAAGUACAACUUCAAGUCCGAUAUCUGGGCCAUGGGCUGUGUACUCUUUGAGAUGCUGACUCUGACCAGAACCUUUGAUGCCACGAACCCCCUCAACCUGUGUGUGAAGAUUGUCCAGGGCAACUGGACCAUGGAGGCCAACUCGGAUAUGUACUCCUCUGAUCUCAUCCAGUUGGUCUACAAAUGUCUUGAUCAGGAUCCAGAAAAGAGGCCCACUGCUAACCAGAUUCUGGAUGAACCAAUCAUCUUGUGCAUCAGGCAGAGUUUGGAGGACAGAGUGGCACUACUUAACUCCGCUAUAAAGAAGCCCAAGUAAGUUUGUUUGUUUUAUCAUCAUUGCAUUACAGUAAUUCAUUAGUUGCCUCACUAUUACACCUUCAAACAGUAAAGCUGCUGCAAUCUUGUUUAAACGUUCUGAUUAUUAUUCAUUCAUUUUCUUGAGUGCUACUGCAUUUGCUGUUCACUUCAUUUUCCACCUGUGAUUUAUUUUUUUACUUAGUUCAAAUGUGUUCAGGCAGCCAAAAUUGCCAUCAACAGAUAAUCAAAGUUAAUCAGCCAACAACUACUUAGGUGACUAUGAAUGGCUUGUCAUUGCUGAAUAUGGUUGGCAUACCAUCAUCUUAAAUCAGUUCAAUAGAUUUGACAAAAUCUAACAGACUUACAUGUCCAACUCCAUUUCAGUGCUGUUUGCAUUAUGUUAUU
Molecule: messenger RNA, 1528 nt
Organism: Clupea harengus (Atlantic herring)
Lineage: Eukaryota; Metazoa; Chordata; Actinopteri; Clupeiformes; Clupeidae
Gene: nek9
Product: serine/threonine-protein kinase Nek9-like
Exons: 10
Coding region: 183-1142 (319 amino acids)
Biological process (GO): protein phosphorylation
Cellular component (GO): centrosome
Molecular function (GO): protein kinase activity; protein kinase binding; ATP binding
Source: RefSeq, a predicted model, not a curated record